Molecule: messenger RNA, 2616 nt
Organism: Cavenderia fasciculata
Lineage: Eukaryota; Evosea; Eumycetozoa; Acytosteliales; Cavenderiaceae
Gene: ints7
Product: armadillo-like helical domain-containing protein
Exons: 6
Coding region: 1-2616 (871 amino acids)
Biological process (GO): snRNA 3'-end processing
Cellular component (GO): integrator complex
Source: RefSeq, a predicted model, not a curated record
AUGGAUAGAGUACCAACAUUAUCUCAAUCUACGAUUGCAUCACAGAAUAUCAUUCUACCUCCCAACUCUUUGUUUCAUUUGUUUACAAACUUGGCAUCGAAUCAACAACAACAGCAACAGCAACAACAACAACAACAACAACAAUCACAGCAACAACAAAUAGAUGCAAAAGAAGAAGAAAGAGAUUAUACCAAUAUUAUGCUUGAAAUUGACAAGGGCAUUAGAUCGACGAAUCUAGGUGACCAAGUCGAAUCGACACUCUUUUAUGCACACCUCAUCACCUACAAUCCACCUCCUCUUAUCAUCAGCUCCAUCAUUAUCAAGUUGGCAGAUAUAUUUAGAAACACAAACAACAAUCUUGUACGAUACCGUAUACUCAAGGUCUUUCAACAUUGUCCGAGAGAGAUUCAGCGUAUCUCUAAUCUCGAUGAUGUACUCAAAAGAAUACACUCUAUUCUCAAUAGUAACGAUCCUAUAGCACGUGCUAUUGCACUCAGAGUAUUUGCAUCUAUUCCUCUAUUGGUGGCCGACAAGUUGUACAUUCAUCACAGCAUAAGAGCAUGUAUGCAGACACAUGAUGUCGGUGAAGCCGAAGCAACCUUUGAUGUCAUGGAUCGACUAUGCGAAGUGUCUCCCGUCUUUUCAGACAGUAUCAUCGACAAGAUAUACACUAUCAUUCAAUCCGUAGAAACACCACUCCACACCAAACUAAAGUUUACAACCUUGUUUAGACAUAUGCAUCAUAAUCAUCUAAUUUCAAAUCAAUCAAAAGAAAUGUUGAUUGGAUUAUUGGAAUUAUAUCCAUCGGUUGUAUUUGUUGGUGUUGUUUUAGAUACUCUUACAACUCUAACAUUGAAACAUAUCCUCUAUGUAAAUGAUCAUAUCAAGUUUUUGAUGAACUAUCUAACAAACGAUCCACGUAUCAAGGUUAAAAUCGAUGCUAUUCAAUGUCUACAAAGAUUGGCAAAGAAAUUACCUCAUUCAAACUUUCCUCUAGUUGAUUUAUUUAAUGUGUUAUCUCAAACUCCAUAUAAUCAAAUCAAGUAUCAUUGUUUAUCAUUAUUAUUAAUCUUGUCAACAACUCAUUCUCAAAAAAUGAUAAAUAAUACUACUACGAAUAUGAUUCAAAAUGGUGGUGGAAUUGUAGAACCAUCAUCGACAACAAUCAAUGGAUUUAAUUUGUUGUGUGAAUAUAGUCAACAUCCAAACCCAUCAUUAUCACAAGUUUCAAUACAGAUCAUUUCAAAUAUAUUCAAAGAGAUUGAUCAUCCAAACCAAUAUCAGACACAAGUUGACCAAUUUAUCGAUUCUAUUUGUACAUUCUUAUCAAAUGCAACCAAAAAUGGCAAUGACAAAAAGGCAUCAACAACCAAUUUCUCAAAAUUAACAAAAGCUAUAAUUCAAUUGGUACACAAGUAUCCAACUUCUAGUAUACAAAUAACCAAUACUAUUAUUUCAUUUGGUACCAUUUCAAAUGAAUUUAUAGAAAAAUUAUAUCAUUGUAUUUCUAUUUAUUGUAUUUAUUAUAAACAAUCAAUUGUACCAAAUUAUCCAAAAUUAUUAGAUAAUUUGAAAACAUUAUUAAAAGAUACAAAUUCUAAUCAAAGAGAUCAAUUAAAUAUAUCAAUAUUUGUAAUGAUAUUUAGAUCAUUUGAUGAACAAUUUGAUAGAAUUGAAGAAAUAACAACUACUUUAAUAUCGAUUUUAAAUGACCAUUCAGUUGAAAAUAUGCCAAGUUUAAAUUGGUCAUUGUACAAGAUUGCACAACAAGCUCAAGUACAUGGUUUUCAUUCAUUUGCAAAAUAUAUCUACUCUAAACUAUUGACAACUGUAGAAUCAGAGUGUAAUUAUUUUUGGUUAAAAUCAUUAUUGGAAAUUGCAUCUAUUGAAUCCCAAAUAUCAUCACCAAAUUCAAAUAGAUCAUUAUUAUUAUCUUCAUUUAAUAAUAUUAUCAUUUCAAUUAAAGCUAGUAUAACACAAGAUAGAAAUUUAACAUUUCAAGAGAAAUUUAUUGAUCUUCGAGAAAGAUAUAUUUAUAGUUUAUUAAAUUUAAGUCUAUUUAUUAAUCAAAAUAAGAUAUCCCCUUCUACCUCUACUUCAUCUUCAUCUUCUUCUUCGACCAACAUAUCAACAAUUCAAUUAGAAAACAAGAUACAUUAUUUAUUAAAUCUAUCAAAAGAAUUUACAACACUUUAUGGUAUAGUGGUUGGUAAAUCAAUGUCUAAAUCGGCACAAGGCGGUUCAAUUGAACAAAUAGACAAACAAUGGUGUAGAACAAAGUCUAUUUUAUUAUGCUUUUCAAUCUCUUGUAAAUUGGUCAUUUCAAUUGCCAAUCAUAUUUUAAUGGACUCUUAUCAUCAAAUUGGACAACAACCAUCAAUCUUGUUACCCAAGGAUGAAUUAUCGAUUUCCAGCAACAUUGCUCAAAACCAUCAUCCAGUUCAACAAACCAUUCCAUUGUUUCAAAUAUGUCAGUUGAUCCACUCUCAAUUCCAACUACAACUAGAACAACCAAUCGAUCAACAGUCAAUCAAAAAGACAUCAAAUUAUUUGGUUGAAGUGAUUGAUGCAUUGUUAUCAGUUCCUUUGACUUAUCCAGUAUUCUUUUAUCAAUAA